Dendroctonus ponderosae (mountain pine beetle) is the source of this 1443-nucleotide messenger RNA. RefSeq lists its product as uncharacterized. The record is from RefSeq and is a predicted model, not a curated record. Bases 29 to 1372 code for a protein of 447 amino acids. The transcript has 5 exons. NCBI's taxonomy places the organism in Eukaryota, Metazoa, Arthropoda, Insecta, Coleoptera, Curculionidae.
ACCGAAUAAAUCUAGUUAGAGCUGAGUCAUGCAAACACUGCCAAUUCUCCUUCUGUUAGCGACUUUUGCCCGCUCAGAAGACCCGCUGCUCGAAACGAAAGAAUGCAGAGAGCGCGAGCGACUGGUGGGCUCAGAAAAGGAGGAUCUGUACGCCCUGGUAGAUGCCGUUGAAGGCCAAACGCUGAUCCUCCAAUGCCGCUUUUGCAAGGAAGCGCCCAACGAUCGUCCGAAAAACUGGUUCAAAGUGGACCAGCUGGGGCGCAGCAAACCCCAUGAAGUGCAGCUGGACAUGGAGAACGAGGCCAGCAGGAACCGGGUGGCAGUAAACCACAAACACAGCCUGAUCAUCAGCAAGUUGUCCCAAGCAGAUGCUGGCUUCUACUACUGCGUGCACUUUGAAGACCAGACAAAUGAGGAGAAGUUCAACUAUCUGGUAGAUCUUGUAGAGCCUGACAAGCUUAGAGAUGUUGAAAAAGGCAAGAUCGUCGACUGGGCAAAGUAUCAGCAGGAUUUCUUCCUAUCGGUUAACGGCCUGUUUAAAGAGUCGGACGCCACUGAAUUCGUCUACCUAAGGGACGUUUUGAAAGUGGAUGCUGCAUUGGUCACUCAGUGGGGCCCCUGGGGGGCUUGCCAGGCUUGCGGGAGGCCUCAAGGCGAGGGUCUGAUGAAAAAGCGGGGCUCUUGUAGAGUAAAACUGUCUCCUCUCGGGAGUCCUCCGCCAAAUCUCACCUCCAAUGAACUUUAUCUGCUGGAAGCCCCAGCCAUCUCCUGCAGAUCCUCCAGGCUGCUGAAGCUGUUCCCUCAAAUCAGCUCCUAUACCGGCAACAUCCCCGAUUUCCUGUUGGAGGAUCGGUGCUCCGGAGCAUGCAAUCCUGAUGCCGAAGGAGUUAACAGGGGUUGGAAGGUUGGAAAAGGCAAGGGAUUCAAGUAUCGCAGGCACUCCGUUCUGGAAGAAGGUUCGCAUUUGACGACAGUCUGCCCAGAGUCGACUCUGGACAACAAAGUGGUGUGGAAGAAAGGCGGCAGGGAGUUAAAAAGGGGCGACAACAGCGACCCUCAUGUGAUUGUGGACACCUUCAGCACCCUCUACUUGGUGGAGGUGACCAGAGCUGUCGCUGGAAACUUCACCUGCUUUGUAGACGACAUACGCAUGCAGCAGCUGACAGUUUUCGUCUACAGCAAGUCCAGGCUGCUGACCAAUGAGCUGCUUCGCUACUUCAUGUAUUUGGGCUUCAUUCUGUUCCUGUCGUCGUUUUGCUACUGCGCCGGCCUGGUGAUUACUUGGAGGCGCCGGCAUCUGUUCAGAACCUACCAGGAGCUUAAGGAGGAGGAGCCGGCAGGCGCCGACGAGGAGCUGGAAAGUUUUCUGUGAAAUAAACUCGAUUUGAAUCGAUCCGAAGGAGCUUUUAGUCAAACACCGCUAAUGCAGUCGUCGGUGACACC